Messenger RNA from Parnassius apollo (apollo), 1158 nucleotides. The record is from the annotation of a GenBank genome assembly. NCBI's taxonomy places the organism in Eukaryota, Metazoa, Arthropoda, Insecta, Lepidoptera, Papilionidae.
AUGCCAAAAAAUCCGGUUCGUCGUUCAGAACAUAUUGGGACGUUUAGUAAUUCAUUAUUGUCUGACGUGACAAAUCUUCACGGUUACAUAGCUGAAGCACAUAAUGUUGUAACACCCGAUGGAUACACGUUAACUCUUCAUAGAAUACCAGGACGAGUGGAGACGAAAAGACGAAAUAAAAAUAGAACAAUAAUUCUACAUCAUGGACUCUUGGGUAGCUCUGUGGAUUGGAUUUUACUGGGCCCCAACCAUUCGCUUGCUUAUUUGUUGAACGAUGCUGGUUAUGAUGUAUGGUUAGCUAAUGCUAGAGGAAACAAAUAUUCAAAAACUCAUGUUACUAAAAGUGUAUACUCAUCGGAAUAUUGGGAUUUUUCUUGGCAUGAAAUUGGAUUAUAUGAUUUAUCAUCUAUAAUAGAUUACGUGAAAGAAAACACAUUGGUAAAAUCUCAAAUAUAUUUUGUAGCUCAUUCAAUGGGUGCUGCUGCUUUAACAGUUCUUCUAUCGACAUCGCCCCAGUAUAAUACUAUUCUAAAUUUAGUAAUAUUACUGGCACCACUUGUAUUUAUGCAACAAGCUAAAGGCCCCUUUCGCAUAAUAUCGGAACUACAAAGUUUGGACUAUAAUGCAACAUUGAAGAUUUUAGGUGAAAAUCAAUUUAUCCCAUCAGAAAAAUUCAUAAAAGCUUUAACGAGGAAAUUUUGCAAAGGUGAUAUAAAAUUGUGUGAGAACCCUUUACUUCUACUAUCAGACGGUGGUAAGGUGAUAUCCGACAGUACACGUAUGAAAAAUAUUUUAGCACAUGUGCCAGCUGGAGGUUCUACUAAAACAAUAAUGCAUUUUGGUCAGUUGAUAAGCAGUGGUAGAUUUGAAAUGUUUGAUGGUGGCUCGACAAUGAAUAUAAAAAAAUACGGAAUUGCGUCUCCACCGAAAUAUCACUUAAGAGAAAUUAAAUUACCAGUCGCACUUUUCAGUUCACACGAUGACUGGUUAUCUACGGUACCUGACAUUAUUAAGUUUUUGUCUUACAUUCCAAACCCUGUCGUCCAUCACAUAGUGCAAAAGACGUCUAAAGAAUUCAGUCACUUCGAUUUUGUAUGGGGCGAAGAAGCACCUGAAUUGGUUUAUAAACACAUUUUUGAUAUCUUGAAGCAAUAUUAA